Camponotus floridanus (Florida carpenter ant) is the source of this 5707-nucleotide messenger RNA. RefSeq names its product RNA polymerase II degradation factor 1. Lineage: Eukaryota; Metazoa; Arthropoda; Insecta; Hymenoptera; Formicidae. Gene Ontology annotation, molecular function: protein binding. The record is from RefSeq and is a predicted model, not a curated record. The coding region runs from base 1897 to 5187 and encodes 1096 amino acids. The transcript is spliced from 15 exons.
GCUCUCUAAAAGAGGUGGCCAUACACGCUCGCACGCGUCGCUCGUUCCAGCACGAAGGAAGGAAAAUCCGCUUCCUUCGACAUUCGCGUGAACGCGAGUCACGCGCGAACAGCUUGGAACAGCGGGGAAAAAUCUGUGCACGUCGAUAGCGCGAUCCUUGAAGGAACCGAGAUGAUUGAAAGUGUGAACGUUUCGAGAAAGAUUGAUUGAGUACCCGAUAAAAGCUCUAGGUGUUAAUAUUCGGUCGGAUAUCCAGUGCGCGAAAGGAGGAACAGAAGGAGAAAAGUAAUCCGAGGUUUUCAGGAGCAAUAACGUGAACUGAUUAAAGAUUGAACUAGAGGAGAUAGAUAUGGACUCUGAUUUAAUUUUGUGUUGCAUGGACUGAUAAGCUUUUAUCAAGAUUGAUGAAUAGGAAUCUAAGAGAUUAAACGCUCGCGGAUUUGACUCGAAGAUAGAAUAAGUGAACGUUAAUCGGAAAUUUUGAAUGAAAUUCAAGCAGAUUUAAUCAAACGAUAGACUCGAGAUGGAUGAUAGAUUAAUCCGAAAGUAAAAAGGAGGAACACACGCAGGCGAGUUAAUGAAUAACAAAAAAAAAAGCACGAGAAACAUUUAUUCGGAGUUGCAUUAACGUCACAAAUAAAGUACGUUUUAUUGUGAAGCACCGGAAGUCUCGCGGAGCAGCAAAUAACAUCGUCGAGUAAUCAAGGCAGCGGUUGAAUAAAUUGGAUCAUACUGGAUAUUACAAGAACCGACGAGAGAGAAAGAGAAAGAGAAGGAAAAAGAAUGCUCGAGGAAGCUUGCCAUUAAACUAUGACAAAGAAAAAGUUUUCUACCCGCGAAGAAGAAAGGGGACGAUAAAUUUGCAAGAGACAUUGUACAUUAACUUCCAUUUCAGAAACAGUGCGUGGAAAUUUAAAAAACGCCAACGCAUUUGUGAUGAAUUAUUUGGAAUUCCAUCUGGAAAAUCGAGGAAAAUGAUCGGCGCGGAAAUUGUUCCCGCCAAAAUAAAUGCAUUGAAAAUUUUUAGGUUCGUGCGCGCGACCUUCCCCGCGAAAUGAAACCCGAGGAAAGUUAUUUCGCACAGUCGACUUGAAAUGCGUUUUCUUUUCGUGUGCAACUGCACGAAAAAUAAGCGAGUUUUCGCCGUUGCAAACAAUAAGUAUUUUCGCGUGAAAGUGACAAGAUGAUGACAGUCUUUGAGAAAAAAAGAUCUGUGUGAUUUUCGUGGGUGAGACAAAGGGUUUGUCUGUGAAACGGAAGUCCAUCGCAAAGAAUGCUAAUUAACCCAAUUCCUCUCUUGGAGGACUUGCGUUACAAAACCGCAUACAUUUUAAUUCAUUGUAUUAUCGGUCUGUGUUUCCUUAAUUAAAGUGUUAUAUUGUUUUAUGCAUCAAUCAUGAAAGAGAUGAGUGAAAUCGAAAACUUAAAUUAAUUGCAUACUUUAAUGAGAAAAAAGAGACUUUUCCCAUGCAAGAAAUUGACGAAACUAUUGUGAAAUGUACCGUGCAAAUUAAUGAGCUUUGUAAUUUUACAAAGUGCUCGUCGUGUCUAACGCAGCAGUUGCAGUCUGUCAUUAUCGACCUCUUCCUCGUGUAAAAUGAGAAAUUUGCUGACGAGCGGCAAAGGACACUUCAUUCGAAUCACAUCUUGGGUGGUCCUCAAUCAAGCUUCUGUCAUCAUCUGUACAUCUUUUUCGUGAUCGAUAUAUUAUAUUUCCCGACGAUUCGAGACUUUAGAUCGUAGACGGGUGAUUAUAGUAAUCAAUGGGCGCGAGAAACUCAUAAAAAAGUAUUAUUCGAAGAAACACGAAUUGAAAGAACUCCGCGCUUGUCGUUAGCUUCGUUCGAGGGUGAAAACAAGGGACUCGAAGUGCAUUCGUGAAAGUAUUCGUCAGAGAUGGUCAGCCAACACGCGAUGGCCACCACCGUCCGCAAAGUUAAGCAGGAGAAUCGUCUUAGGCGGCAGAAUCAGAGUCAAGAUGAAGAGGGACCUUACAAGCCAGUGCCACCGCCGAAGCCGGUGUCGAACAAUCAGAAGAACAAUCAGGACGGUCAGCAGGACGAACAACGGGAACAGACGGUAGUCGAGCGUUCGUCGUUGCGAACGACUUCCGGUCCGGAAAGGACCAGCGUCGUGGAGAACGGGCAGGUUCGAAGCGCGGCCGGGCAGCCCUUCGCGCCGGAAUACAGAAUGCCACCUUUGUACGGGGAGGAGCAGAGUUCGGGUCAGACUCAACAGGCGGCCAGUUUGCAGACUCACAGUAGCAAGUUUCCGAUAGAACGUGAAUUGGUUUUGUCAUCGGGAGACAAAAAUUCCAAGAUCCCUAUUCUUCACGAAUACAAACAGAGGACCGCUGGAAGAGUCGCCAUCGCGCCGGAUGCGCCGAUUAAGCAACAGGCUUGGGUUCAAGAGGGAACUCAAAUGCAGGAAGUGAGACAGGACGGUCAAGCGAGAAGCCAUCAAUCGUCGGACACCUACUCGUCAACAUCAGGAGCGGUUCCAAGGACGACGAAGAUUGACGAGGAGAAGACAAAGUCGUUGUCCAGGACCUAUCACACCAUUAAGGACAUGAUCUCGAGCCGUUUCGGACCGAGUCGUAAGGACGUCGAGCCGGAACCGGAAGCCAGUCUCAAUAACGUCACGGAAGAGCUGCGAAAGUCGAGCAGGAGCAUCGACGAGGACGAGGCCAGGAAGAAGGAGGGAAUCUACGGGAAGCCUCGCGCGCAGGAAUCGUCGGUUAACGUGCAGCAAUAUUCGAAAAAUGCUUACGGCCAGUACGGUCACUCGUACGUCUAUCAAAGCAACCAGCAAAAUGUACCUUUGCCAGGCCAACUACAACCGUCCACGACCAUUCAACCGAAUUUACCGGGACAGAGUGCUCAACUCCAUGUGACCCACCACACUCCACCAGGAGGAGUUCAAACGGUUCAUCAAACCCAAGUUUCUGCUUUCGGCCAAACCGCGACAGGUGCGCAGCAGGUGCAAAACGUUACGAGAGAAUACGUAGUUCAGGCAUCGGGCGGUAUGACUGGCCAGCAAAUGCAUCAGGGAGUCCAUCAGAAUCCCUCGCAAGGACAGGGGCAAGGCACGCAAAAACCGCAUGGUCUGUCGGUGCAGCAACAUCAAGUAGGUAACGCGAUGCCGCCGACAAGCCAGAGCUUCCAAAGUCCCCAACAGUUGCUCCAUCAAAAUCAAAAUCAUCAUCAGAGUCCGCGAUUCGCGCAGCAGCAUGCUCAGAACUUGCAUCAGCGUCAACUGAUCCAGCAGAUGCAUCAGCAACAAAUGGCCGGGCAGGCGAAUUCGCAAACAGCGGGUGCGCGAAAUGUGCAGCAGUCGUACUUUGCUAAUAGCGUCUCCUAUCAACAAUACCAGCAGGCCAGGCAGGCCAUGUCCAGAUCGCAAAUCGAUCUUCCGAGCACGUCCAGACAGACGCAAGAACUUCGUGUGUCGGGUCAGGAGAUGUAUUAUCAUUAUGCUCAGGGUAGACCUCGAUACGGCGUUCCCCAGGUUUACAUGAAGACCGAGAGCAUUCAGGAGACAGAGUUUCAGAGGCGAAACUCCGCUAAGGGUAUCGAGAAGGCGGCUUCGCAACCACAACUCUGCUAUGAGGACGAGCGAAACGUUGAAGCCGUCAAAAAUCCCGCGGAGAACAUGAAGAACCUCACGGUGGACCCGUUAGACAAGGAGAGGUAUGAGAUCACAGUGGAAGAUCGAAAUCAAGGUGAAACACCUGGAAGAAACAGCUCGCAAAGGAACGAGGAGUAUCGUCCGGAGACCAGUUUUGGUAUCCGACGAGAUGAAACGCGGGCCUCGAAAAAGGAACAAGAGCAAGGAUCGUCGAGUCAAGAGGGAAGUCAAAACGCGGAGGGCAAUUCCGUGCAAAAGAGGAUCGAGGAGUUGCAGAAAAGAGCGGAGCAAGAGAGUCACUUUAAUUCUAAACCCGCCAGCGAUGCAGAUGGUUUGAGGGUUGGCUUCGCCACGAAAAUGAUCGGCGAAGCGUCGAAGAGGCUCGAGGGCGGGCAAUACUCUGGAAAAGAGACCGCAAUGAAAUCGGAUAUCAGGAAAGACGACCUGGAGCAGGGUAUUGGUCGAUUGAAGAUCCAGAAUCAAGGCUCGGGCUCGGAUUACGACAAGGCCGGUCAGAGUUCCUCGAAUGUCGAUUCCGGAAGAGGCUCGGCAAUUUAUUCAAGUGGAAGACGCCCGCCACCCGAUGAUCAGACUUUGGCACAAGUACAAGAUUCUGAGUGGGUCGACAUAGUGGAGUCAGAGUUGAGGAGUAUUUUAGAGCCCAGGGACGUUCCAGCGAUGGCGCACUCUACCUUGUCCGAAAGUGUAUCCUCAGUGACACCACCUCUACCGCCGUUGUCACCCCAUGACAGCCCACGUACGCCGAGAAAUCGAUACUCAACGAGUUUACCGUAUGGAUCGAAACCAAAUUACAGCGAUUACAGCAAAGCUAUGGAGAAGAGAGGUUUCUCAAGUAGCACAAAACAUCGUGGCGCCUCGACAUCCAAGAAGGAAACUGCGAAAAAGUUUUCUCAUCUUUUUGGAAUAGAAGCCGCUGAUUUAACAUCCACAACGACCGGACUUGAUUUGGAUUCCAUGUUGGAUAGGAGCGAUUCUGAUCUCAGUACGACCGACGCAAGGACGAUUAGGAAGCAAUUGGAAGGAUUAGAAAAUAUGUACAGCGAAGUACUUAAAUUACUCGGCGGAAGCGUGAAAAAGAGACGAAAGGCGAGAGGACUUACUAGUUAUGGUUCCGUUUCAUCGUUGCCAACAUCGUCCGUGUCAUCCAGACCUGUCACGAGGCAUCAUGAUAAACGUAGAUCUCACGUGAUAGAUGAUAGAAUGAAGAAGGCCAAAGACAUCAAGAGCAUCAAUAAGCGUUUCCAGCGAUUGGAGUCGCACGUGGUGACAUUGGCAAGAUCCGUGGCACACCUAAGUUCAGAGAUGAGGACUCAGCAUUUGAUGAUACAGGCUUUCGCAGGAAAUGGAGAGCAUAAAGUGCGAGAUUGCGACCCUCAGAACGCAAACGAGCAUGGCGAUGGUCAGGUCACAGUCGCAACCCCUGAUCAAGGAUUCAGAACUGCCGGCGCUCUCCAAUCCUUCGAGGGUGAAGAAGCUGACCAAGUUCUUCGGCACGGAGCCACCUCUCAUCAGAUUAUUUCUGAGGGAACUUGGGUAUGAGAAAUACGCGGCUGCUUUCGAGAAAGAAAAAGUCGGAAUGGUGGAGCUGCCUUAUUUAAGCGAAGAGAGGUUACAGAAGAUGGGAGUUCCGCUGGGUCCGAGGCUAAGGAUUCUUCAGGAAGCGAGGAUUUCGGUGUGCAAAGACCCGAUUUACGUAGUAUAAAUUUUUCGGAGAGAGCAAACGUUUCACGGCACAAAGAGAGGAAAUUAAAAAAAAGGUCUGAAUCUAAAGAAAAAUUUCCAUUAUUGAUUGACGUGUCAAGAUACCCUUUGAAAGAUAUUCUCGAGCUCGAAACCGCUAAGUCCGUUUGAAUGACAACUCUUUUUUUCGUUUGUCACAAUCUACGCUCGCUGAAACAUUAUUUCACAAUGUGUUUGACGGACAGAUUCGUUUUGUCGCAAGUUCACCAUUGUAGAUUAAUGCCAGAAGAAAGAUAUUAAUUCGCCUGUUUAAACAGUUUGUAAAAUAGCAGCUCGAUCAAUAGAAAGACGCUUCUGACGUAUGUUAAAUUUUUUAGGA